GAGGAGGAAGGAAACACACUGCCAUUCAGCUGAAGAAUAUGGGCCUCUGCAAGGCAAAGCCAGCGUCACCAGUUCAAAAAGGAGAAGAAAGAAAGGUUGGCGUCACGAAAGGAAUAGAAGCAACGCUAGAAAUACCUGGGGCUGUCUCCUUGAAGCGUUAUUCCUUGCUUCCCUCGGAAUGACGAAGGUAAGCACCGGUUCUUGCGCUCCUCCGGCCGCCCUCCGAUAGGUCUGCGUCAUAUAUAAGAGACGGCAACAAUGUCGCCACGCAUGCAUCCCAUUCCUGCACUCGCAACAUAAGACACCAUCUUCGCGGACCCAUUCGAUCCAAGGCGCGGCUGCUGCUAAGCUACUUGCAAUCUUAUUCAGCAAAACUGCCAAGUUGGAGCAGAUACAUACACACAGAGAGGAUGCAGGGAAUCGCCAAGGCGCUGAGCCAGCACGGGAAGCAGCUGAGGCUGGCCGUGCUGCAGCACAUGAACAAGGGGAUCUUCUCCUGGGCCACCCUCAUCUCGCGCAUACAGAGCGAGUCCCCGACCGUGAUCAUCCCUCACAUGGGGCUGGAAAACAUCACCGUCCGGGAAAUCCUCACGGCGAAAGGGGCGGCUCAGUCGGGGGCGGUGUACUGGUGCAGCACCGCCCAUUUGGUGCAUGAUGCCGUCAAGCACAUGACGGCCAAUAAUGUCGGAGCUCUAGUCGUGCUCAAGUCAGGGGACGACAAGCAGCUUGCAGGGAUUGUUACCGAAAGAGAUUUCGCUAGGAAGGUCCUCUUACCCGGGCGGCCCUCGGAGGAAACAAGAGUCGAAGAUAUCAUGACAGAAGAGAACAAGCUAGUCACCGUGUCCAGCAAUACCAAUAUUCUGCGUGCAAUGGAGCUAAUGACAGACGAGCGUAUUCGACACGUACCGGUUUUUGAUGAGAAGGUUGUUGGUAUGAUCUCCGUUGGUGAUGUGGUCAGAGCAAUCGUGGACCAACAGCACCAGGAAGUGAAACAACUGAAGAAGUACAUCACAGGGGAUUAUUAUUAGCAUGUAGCUCUGGUUCAUGAAGGAAUGUACAGUCUAUGCAAUUAUACAUGAAAUUAACCGAGAUUUAUAUCUUCCCCAUGUUGCCAUUUAGAAUGACUAACUGUCUUUAAACUUGCACUUCAACGAGCUAUUUCACCCCACGGUUUCAUCUAUGGAAAAGAAGUCACAACUGUCAAAAAAAGAAGUGAAAACAAGUCAACGACUUUGUUUGCGAUUUUGUAUAUCGGUGAUGAAGGAAACCCUCAGGAGAACUCUUUGUUUUCAGAGGGAAAUACAUACAUAGUAGCUGAGAUCAAACUUAUGGUACAAGAAAAAACAAGUCGAUGAUUUGUUGGCAAUUUUGUAUAUCAGUGAUGAAAGAACCCUCAGUAAAAUUCUUCGUUUUCAAAGGGAAAUACAUACAUAGUAGCUCAGAUAAAACUUAUGGUACAAUAAAACAGGGU
Messenger RNA from Hordeum vulgare subsp. vulgare (domesticated barley), 1471 nucleotides. Its product is annotated as CBS domain-containing protein CBSX3, mitochondrial-like. The record is from RefSeq and is a predicted model, not a curated record. The coding region runs from base 411 to 1028 and encodes 205 amino acids. The transcript is spliced from 6 exons. Lineage: Eukaryota; Viridiplantae; Streptophyta; Magnoliopsida; Poales; Poaceae.